AUGGCUACAAGAACAAUUUAUCUCAUAUCAGCUCGCAAUACACCCUUCCAAAGAGCCCACUUCUCAAUAUUUGUCCCGUCAGCUACCAAUCCCGACCGGGGAACCAAAAUCCACGCGGUUGGGGCACCAAUGGCAGGCUAUGCCCUGGAAUUCAAGCGAAACUACAAUCCCAGUCUCGACCCUCACGACCAGACCUUUCCAAUCGGCCAGGUCGCCUCGUCCGACAUCGUUGAUUCUCCAGAUGCAGCUCCAUCUAUCGACUCCACCCCCCGAGGGAAGAUCGAACUAGCGGCGACACAAAUCCCCACUCCGGGGAUCAACCAGAACUUCAUGGCCCCUGUCAAUGAUACCACCAACAAGCGGUGUCAAGAAUGGACUAUGGAAUAUGUCCGCCAUUUGGUUGCUAAGGGCCUGAUCGAUGAAGAAGCGAUUGAAAUCGUUCAGUCUAAACGUGAUCCACCUACUCAUGGAAUUGGGCUGCGAUCUGUGGCUAGACAUAUCACGUAG
Penicillium psychrosexuale is the source of this 507-nucleotide messenger RNA. RefSeq lists its product as uncharacterized. NCBI's taxonomy places the organism in Eukaryota, Fungi, Ascomycota, Eurotiomycetes, Eurotiales, Aspergillaceae. The transcript has 2 exons. The coding region runs from base 1 to 507 and encodes 168 amino acids. The record is from RefSeq and is a predicted model, not a curated record.